Closterium sp. NIES-65 is the source of this 2475-nucleotide messenger RNA. NCBI's taxonomy places the organism in Eukaryota, Viridiplantae, Streptophyta, Zygnematophyceae, Desmidiales, Closteriaceae. The record is from the annotation of a GenBank genome assembly.
AUGAUACUCCCUCUACUUUCUGCCUCGCAGGCGCUUGCCGACCUGUUUGGGGAUCCCCGCAAUGCACCGGGGUUCGUUCUGAAACCGCGGGAGGACUAUGACCCUGAAACCAUGGAGAGGAGGUACACCACGCCGGAGACGGGGACAUGGUGGCAUGAGGCGCAGGUGAGAUUGCAACUCGGCCCGAUUAAUGGUGUGCUCACCACUCUCUCUGCCAUCCCAUGUGCUCACCACUCUCUCUGCCAUCUCAUGUGCUCACCACUCUCUCUGCCAUCUCAUGUGCUCACCACUCUCUCUGCCAUCUCAUGUGCUCACCACUCUCUCUGCCAUCCCAUGUGCUCACCUCUCUCUCUGCCAUCUCAUGUGCUCACCAAUCUCUCUUUGCCAGCUCAUGUGCUCACCACUCUCUCUGCCAUCUCAUGUGCUCACCACUCUCUCUGCCAUCUCAUGUGCUCACCACUCUCUCUGCCAUCUCAUUUGCUCACCACUCUCUCUGCCAUCCCAUGUGCUCACCACUCUCUCUUUGCCAGCUCAUGUGCUCACCACUCUCUCUGCCAUCUCAUGUGCUCUGAACUCUCUCUGCCAUCUCAUGUGCUCACCACUCUCUCUGCCAUCUCAUGUGCUCACCACUCUCUCUGCCAUCUCAUCUCAUGUGCUCACCACUCUCUCUGCCAUCUCAUGUGCUCACCACUCUCUCUGCCAUCUCAUUUGCUCACCACUCUCUCUGCCAUCACAUGUGCUCACCACUCUCUCUGCCAUCUCAUGUGCUCUAAACUCUCUCUGCCAUCUCAUGUGCGCACCACUCUCUCUGCCAUCUCAUGUGCUCACCACUCUCUCUGCCAUCUCAUGUGCUCACCUCUCUCUCUGCCAUCUCAUGUGCUCACCACUCUCUCUGCCAUCUCAUGUGCUCUAAACUCUCUCUGCCAUCUCAUGUGCUCACCACUCUUUCUGCCAUCCCAUGUGCUCACCUCUCUCUCUGCCAUCUCAUGUGCUCACCACUCUUUCUGCCAUCCCAUGUGCUCACCUCUCUCUCUUCCAUCUCAUGUGCUCACCACUCUCUCUGCCAUCGCAUGUGCUCACCACUCUCUCUGCCACCAUCUCAUGUGCUCACCACUCUCUCUGCCAUCCCAUGUGCUCACCUCUCUCUCUGCCAUCUCAUGUGCUCACCAAUCUCUCUUUGCCAGCUCAUGUGCUCACCACUCUCUCUGCCAUCUCAUGUGCUCACCACUCUCUCUGCCAUCUCAUUUGCUCACCACUCUCUCUGCCAUCACAUGUGCUCACCACUCUCUCCGCCAUCUCAUGUGCUCUAAACUCUCUCUGCCAUCUCAUGUGCGCACCACUCUCUCUGCCAUCUCAUGUGCUCACCACUCUCUCUGCCAUCUCAUGUGCUCACCUCUCUCUCUGCCAUCUCAUGUGCUCACCACUCUCUCUGCCAUCUCAUGUGCUCUAAACUCUCUCUGCCAUCUCAUGUGCUCACCACUCUUUCUGCCAUCCCAUGUGCUCACCUCUCUCUCUGCCAUCUCAUGUGCUCACCACUCUCUCUGCCAUCGCAUGUGCUCACCACUCUCUCUGCCACCAUCUCAUGUGCUCACCACUCUCUCUGCCAUCCCAUGUGCUCACCUCUCUCUCUGCCAUCUCAUGUGCUCACCACUCUCUCUGCCAUCCCAUGUGCUCACCUCUCUCUCUGCCAUCUCAUCUCAUGUGCUCACCACUCUCUCUGCCAUCUCAUGUGCUCACCACUCUCUCUGCCAUCUCAUUUGCUCACCACUCUCUCUGCCAUCCCAUGUGCUCACCACUCUCUCUUUGCCAGCUCAUGUGCUCACCACUCUCUCUGCCAUCUCAUGUGCUCUAAACUCUCUCUGCCAUCUCAUGUGCUCACCACUCUCUCUGCCAUCUCAUGUGCUCACCACUCUCUCUGCCAUCUCAUGUGCUCACCACUCUCUCUGCCAUCUCAUGUGCUCUAAACUCUCUCUGCCAUCUCAUGUGCUCACCACUCUUUCUGCCAUCCCAUGUGCUCACCUCUCUCUCUGCCAUCUCAUGUGCUCACCACUCUCUCUGCCAUCGCAUGUGCUCACCACUCUCUCUGCCACCAUCUCAUGUGCUCACCACUCUCUCUGCCAUCCCAUGUGCUCACCUCUCUCUCUGCCAUCUCAUGUGCUCACCAAUCUCUCUUUGCCAGCUCAUGUGCUCACCACUCUCUCUGCCAUCUCAUGUGCUCACCACUCUCUCUGCCAUCUCAUGUGCUCACCACUCUCUCUGCCAUCUCAUUUGCUCACCACUCUCUCUGCCAUCCCAUGUGCUCACCACUCUCUCUUUGCCAGCUCAUGUGCUCACCACUCUCUCUGCCAUCUCAUGUGCUCUGAACUCUCUCUGCCAUCUCAUGUGCUCACCACUCUCUCUGCCAUCUCAUGUGCUCACCACUCUCUCUGCCAUCUCAUGUGCUCACCACUCUCUCUGCCAUCUCAUGUGCUCUAA